AUGGCAAGAACUGAUAUUAUGUCUAACGAGUUUAUCUCAGAUUCUGAAUCUGACAAUGAAAUGGAACAAACAUUCAAAGUUCCAUCAGAUUUCAAGAAAUGUGACCAUCUAAAGAAAUUCCCAUUGGAUAAACUAACAAAGAAGUCCGAGGAAGAAGUAUGGUUAAUUAACAUUCCAGGACAUCUAGAUAUCUCAAAAUUGGAAACUCUACCAAUUGACUUUAAAAGAACAAGUUCUGUCACUGUCGACAAACAAACUUACGAAAUUGAACAAGAGAAAAAUAAAGACAACAGUAACUUAGUUAUAAUGGUUCCUGAAAGCAAAAGGGAUUCUUUGAAAAUAUUAACUAAACAAGAUAAACCUCUCCAAUUUGAUAAGAUCUUCACUAUUAGUGAAUCUACAGAUAUUCCAGAUAUAAACUACGAAAGGGUCAGAACAGAACGUGAAAAUGUUCCUGUAGUAGAGGGUUUAAUAACGAGACAUUUUGCUACUGGUUAUAACGCUGCAGAUUUUGGUAUAAGUGAAACAAGUAAUAUGAAAAAGAGGGAAACUACAAAUAAUGUAGUUGCAGGAAAUAAUGAAACUGAAAAUUACGAACACUCUAAAAAACGUCAUCAUCACCACAAGGAAGAAGGCGAUGAAGCUCCAUCAAAGAAGAAGAAGAAGGAAAAGAAAGAUAAAAAACACAAGAAAGACAAGAAAAAGGAACACAAAUAA
Messenger RNA from Maudiozyma barnettii, 717 nucleotides. It is a transcript of the gene RPA34, whose product is annotated as DNA-directed RNA polymerase I subunit RPA34. The transcript has a single exon. Gene Ontology annotation, biological process: transcription by RNA polymerase I. Bases 1 to 717 code for a protein of 238 amino acids. Lineage: Eukaryota; Fungi; Ascomycota; Saccharomycetes; Saccharomycetales; Saccharomycetaceae. The record is from RefSeq and is a predicted model, not a curated record.